Callorhinchus milii (elephant shark) is the source of this 682-nucleotide messenger RNA. It is a transcript of the gene cunh17orf67, whose product is annotated as chromosome unknown C17orf67 homolog. Bases 73 to 345 code for a protein of 90 amino acids. The record is from RefSeq and is a predicted model, not a curated record. The transcript has 4 exons. NCBI's taxonomy places the organism in Eukaryota, Metazoa, Chordata, Chondrichthyes, Chimaeriformes, Callorhinchidae.
CUUGUGUGAGCCAGACUGGCAUUGCCGGGCGUGGAGCACACACAGACACUGACGGAGACUGUGAAUAGAAAGAUGAGAAGUUUUGUGCCUUUGUGCCUCACUCUGCUCCUCAUGGCUGGUGUGAUGGACACCUCACCGAUCCUGACCGCAAAACAAGCCAACCAACUGCUGAGAAGCAAGCGCAGUGACCGGCAGCUGAAAGCGGGCUUUCCCGACGAACCGAUGCGGGAGUACCUGCUGUACCUGCAGGGUCUGCAGCGCAGGGCGGACGAGCAGCAGUUGGAGCAUUGGCUGAACCCUCACUGCAAACCCCACUGUAACAGCAACUGGGUGUCUCCUAUCUAACCGACAGCCGCGCACUUGACAGAACCUGAUGUCUCCUCAGCCACCGACUCAACUUUCAUCAUGAAAAUGAUUUAAAGUAACAAUUUCACUUUAUAAAGUUUCCCAUUUAUGCUCAUUAGUAACAAGCUUUGCACCUGCCAUAUUUCAAUCCUUUCGAGCCUGUAACUGUGGCUGGAAGCCACGCCAUGGGAGGCAACAUGGUUAACAUGCUGGUCAAUAUGGGACUCGCGUCACAUUGGAGAAGCAGUUUCCAACUUUCGACUCUUACUGUAGGGAAUGCUUAGAAAUUCUCUCCUGUAUCUGCUCCAAUGUACAUUAAAGUUGCUUUUACACAUUG